Molecule: messenger RNA, 789 nt
Organism: Gryllus bimaculatus (two-spotted cricket)
Lineage: Eukaryota; Metazoa; Arthropoda; Insecta; Orthoptera; Gryllidae
Source: the annotation of a GenBank genome assembly
AUGCCAACACAACUUAAUCCCUUGCGAAGUGAGCUGUUUCGUUUAAAAUGUUUGAGGCAGCCUUCUGGAACGAGUAGAAAAAUCAAACGACGCGUUCAGCAGAAUCUGGAGGAAACGCGACGUAAACAUUCCGUCCAGUUCUCGCUUCCGCCGGCGGUGGCUCUCGAGGCGGUUGCCCAUCUAACGCUGGCAGCUGAGGUCUGGGGAACAUAUCACGUGACACUCGCGGACACGCUCCAAGCACACGAGCACUGGGAGCCAGCACCAGUUGGAAGCAAAGGAAUCAAACCCACGGCCCGGCAAGUGGUGACCGUCUCGCUGACGCCCGACCUCCCGCGCGAGACGUGGGACAAGAAGGUGGAGUUCCUGCUGGCGGUCAUCGGCUUCGCCGUCGACCUCGGCAACGUCUGGCGCUUCCCCUACAUCUGCUACCAGAACGGCGGCGGCGCCUUCCUCAUCCCGUACUGCGUGAUGCUCAUCUUCGGGGGUCUGCCGUUGUUCUACAUGGAGCUGGCGCUGGGGCAGUUCCACCGCUGCGGCUGCCUCACCAUCUGGCGACGCAUCUGCCCCGCGCUCAAAGGCGUGGGCUACGCCAUCUGUCUCCUGGACGUGUACAUGGGGAUGUCCUACAACACCAUCAUCGGCUGGGCGGUGUACUAUCUGUUCGCCUCCUUCCGCUCGGAGCUGCCCUGGACGACGUGCGACAACCCGUGGAACACCAAGGCGUGCCGCCCCGUCACCGCCGACGACCGCGACGAGAACUCCACCAGCCCCGCCGCAGAGUUUUUC